Molecule: messenger RNA, 765 nt
Organism: Dicrocoelium dendriticum
Lineage: Eukaryota; Metazoa; Platyhelminthes; Trematoda; Plagiorchiida; Dicrocoeliidae
Source: the annotation of a GenBank genome assembly
GCUAGUCUACGAGUUGCAUCGCCCUUGGAUCAUUUCGUUGCACAAUGGGUACCAUUUCAGAUGACGAAAUAAUAAAAAGAAAAUUGCUUAUUGAAGGAGAGAGUGGUAACGAUGACAGAAGACUGACACUUCUGUUAAAAAAUUAUCUUCGUUGGGUUGCUUCUGAGGACAUUGAUGGAUCCGACUUUGAGACCUUUCAGGCACUCAUUGGUAGCGUUAACCAGUGCGAAAAUGCCAUGGAACAAUCUCAUCUUGUGCUUCUGAUGAACGAAGAACAGCAAAAGCAAUAUUCGCAACUUCAGGAGGACAUCAAAACUGAGAUGGAAAAUGCCAAAGUUCUCAUCGAGGAACGGAAGGAGGAAUUGAGGACAGCCAAGAUCAUCCGACGCAACCGGCGAGAAUACGACGGUCUUGCACACAUAAUCAAUGAACAUCCAGAACGAAACGAGACGCUAAGUAAGCAUACAAAGUUGCGCAAUCGACUCGUGGCAUUAAACCAGCUUAAUGAUGAGUGCGACCAGAAGAUUGCUUUAAGAAGGAAGCAAUUUCACCUGUUCCUGCACGCACUCAACGACCUUCAGAGUAUGAUUAAAAGUGAUGAACCCGUGGAUGAGUCCCUUCUAACCGUCGCAAACUCGUCAAUAGAAGAAACGUUGAAGAUGGAUACGACCUGAGCAAACGCUCCCUUUGCGCCCGUUAUGUUAUUACCAUGUGUUUAUGUACAGUUUACAUGUUUAUUUAAUUACCCGACGCUGCAACUUUUGU